CCUGGACACAGCCGCAGGAAGUGACGACAUCCCAAUCAGGUCACGUGGCCGGAAGUUGUUGCGGAGCAGAGACGGAGGGUGAUAAUCGGGCUCUGAGCGGAGAUGUAUUCCAGAGGACUUAAAUCUCAGUUGAAGGACAGUGUUCCUGUUGGUGGACUGGCUUCUAAUGCAGGACCCUAUGGUGUGCAUGAUACGUUGCGCCGGGGAUUCUCCAACGUUAAGUCUGAACUUCUGCCAAGCCAUCCCCUGGAAAUUUUGGAAAGCAAUUUUCAGCUCAAUCAGGACAAAAUGAAUUUUUCUACAUUGAGAAAUAUACAAGGACUACAUGCUCCACUAAAAUUGCAAAUGGAAUACAAAGCAGUAAAACAGGUGCAGCGUUUGCCUUUCCUCGUAAGCUCAAAUAUUGCACUUGAAACUCUUCAAGGGAAUGAUGAAUACAUUGGUUUUGAAGACAUAUUGAAUGACCCAACCCAGAGUGAAAUUAUGGGUGAACCACAUCUUAUGAUGGAGUACAAACUCGGCUUACUGUAAUUCAGUGACAUAGAUGAGUAUCUUAAAGAGACAAAUAUUGCUUCCUGUUGCUACAAAUAUGCUAUUCUGAAUAUUUGAGGAACAUCAAAAACACAAACCUUCUAGCAAACGACUGAUCCAAACGAAGAGUCAUUUAUCACAUGCGGAUUUCAACAUCAGAAAAAAAAGGGGCUAAUGUUAAGUUAAAAAUUAAACAAACGUGACCUGCGAGCAAAGUCUUUAAGUUUUACCAGAAAUAAUUAUUCUGGAAGGAUAACUUAACAUCUGUUUGCAUAAGCGGUAAGAACAUAGCAACCCAAUUCUCUUGCUCACUCUGUAAUAUGCCUUGCCAUUUGUGAUAGGCAUGAGAUGUGGAAAAUGUAUAAUUAAGGCUGUCAGUUAUUUCAGAUAAAUUUGUCAUGAAAGAAUUCAAUACCCAUUAGGGCUGAACUGUUAUCAUUCAGUCACUUUUAUAGAUUUUCAGAGACUUUAUACCAGAACACAGACUGUGAAAUGUAUUGGUUGGGAAAUAUAAUGCAAAUAUUUGUUGAAAACUGCAUUGGCUAUACAUUUUGUUUAACAGCAACAUUAUUACUUAUUGAACAACAAAGGGUUGUAUCAUUAAGCAACUUAAUUUAUCCAGAUUUGUGGCUAUUUCAUAACUUGUUUACUUAGUAUUUCAACCUUUAAGUCAUAUCGAAGGAGAUAACAUACCGUCAGUAUGACUUAAAGGUUGAAAUACCAAGUAAACAAGACUUUAAGUCAUAUUGAAGGAGUGUUGUCUUCUUAAAAAUUUAUCAAUAUUUAAAAGCUCACCUGCUACAGUUAGGCACACAUAUUUUGACAAGUUCCAUGCAAAAACGAAGCUCAAGAAUCCAUAAUUAAAAAGCAAACUAAUCUGGCAUGAAUCUUUCAAGUUUCAUAAAAACAUGAAAAUUGGUUUUUGACAAAAAUUAUGUCAGAAAGGGAAGUCAAGGAGUAUUUAAAAUAGCAUUACAAAUUUUGCACUAUGUUUUGCUUCCACCUCUUUCACACUCAUGUACCCCGAUCUCUAGUUUUGUUAAACAUUAAAAUGUGUCAUCCAGAAGAUAAACACCGUUGGUUUAUUUCACAAAUGCUAAAGUUUGUUAGGUUUGCAGUCUUGUUACUAUGAGCAGAAAUGCAAUUGGUCUGUACUUUUUUUUUAAAUUCAUACAAUAAAAAUGGAUAUAAUGUG
Molecule: messenger RNA, 1726 nt
Organism: Stegostoma tigrinum
Lineage: Eukaryota; Metazoa; Chordata; Chondrichthyes; Orectolobiformes; Stegostomatidae
Gene: pomp
Product: proteasome maturation protein
Exons: 6
Coding region: 103-531 (142 amino acids)
Biological process (GO): proteasome assembly
Cellular component (GO): cytoplasm; nucleus
Source: RefSeq, a predicted model, not a curated record